GCAGGUUAAAAAGAUCUGGCCAAAAAUUGAUGUAUUUCGGUGGAACUGAAAAUCAAGGAAGGAACUUGGAAGUUCACGGAAUAUUACCAGUCUGUGAGCAAUAUACCCUCGUCGUAUUGGCUCAGCGUGAAGGUCUCGCAUCGACGUCAACUGUGUCUUGCUACUACCAUUUGGAUUGUCCAAAGAAAAAUAAGGGCACACGUGACCAAAGUGGCAGCUGACAAUUUAUCGAUUCCCUGUGGAUGACACUUGACUUUUGUGAUGACGUGAACGCCAAACAGCAGCUACAUUAAUCCAAUGUCUGAAGAAAACCUGUCCUACUACGUUCAGCAUAGUCUGCCAAACUCUACCUCAUGGUCUGGUCCAAUACAACCCACCCUACAGAAAUGCCAGACACAACCAGAGCUGGACGACCCACGAGCGUACAAUACGAGGCGUUCUUGGGCUAGAAGUAAACGCAUAUCGUUGGGCUGCUUGGAGUGGCGAACGUCAAAUCCUGGACCAAAUCGAUCUUCUCGGUCGAAAUCGGGAGGACGUCGAAAAUCGGUAGGAUGUGAGACUUCAUACUUGCCUGAAUCUGAAGUGGCGCAGUCAGCUGGAGAAUUCACUGGUUUCCAACUUUAUCGAACGUGCCGUUCAAAAGCCAGUUUAGGCGCGGACGCUCUGCUACGUCGUCUUCGCAUGCGCUCAUUGGUGAAGGACCGUCGAAGUCGGUCGAAAACAGGAGAGGAUUUGCAAUCAGCGUGUUCAAUGCAGCGCUCCUGCUCCACUCCAAGACCAUGCCAUCUCUCCGAGAGCUGUGAAGAGUGGCAAGACCAAAACGCUGUGUUUAAAAGCCGAUCGUGUGGCUCGCAUCUGAAUAGUACGAAACAAUCUGUUUUGUCUUUGAAAAGUGCUCCGGAGAUGGUCAGUAGCAGCACAACACGUGAUGCAAUUGUACUUGAGCCUGAUUUCUUCCAGCUGCCACCCAGAGACAAGGGAUUGAGUUGGCGCAUUCUGUCCGACAAAAGCUUUGUCGUAAGACCAAAAUAUGACGCUCGGCACGAGCAUACAAGUGAGUAUACAAAAAGGCUGGUGGUAGAACAUGGCAAUUUGUCCUUCAAAGGGAACCUGAUAGUGGACGUUGAUUAUAAUCGCUCGAAUUCCCGUGACGGUCGACGAUCAACGAGAUUAGCCGAACUUCGAACUCGAUAUUUUAUUCCGCCCACUUCAAACCACAUUGUCAACAUCACCUCUCAAACCGACCCCAUGCCAACACCUUACGGCACAUGUCCAUGUUUUACCCAUACCGAUGCUCUUCCUGGACGCCCUAGGUCUUCCUGCGAUUCACAACUCUAUAGGCCACAAAGCCAACCGAGCUGUGUGUGCACAGACCCAGCAAUUCACCGUUAUCCUCCGGAAAACAGAUUCCCCACUCAUUGGUCAUCCACCCUGCCGAUGUCUCCUUCCUAUGUUCUGAAUCCAGCCCAUAUGUCUAUUCCAACCUCCGGACACGUUAUUUCAGACUAUCACGAACCCAACCUGUUGAGGCACUGUUCCGCAGUUGUUGGCGCACGUUACCCUCAUGGAUUCGUCGCCGAGCAUUCUCCGCACUACCCCCACACACACCACGGACAGUCAACGAGGCAUUCCGGUGUAAUAUAUGCUGCGCCGAACCAGCCAGUUCCAUCGUAUGCCCCCAAUUAUCCCCCAGCUGGAUGUGGACAACAUCAACCUGGUAAGUUUUUCCUUGCUUGUUUUUGUUAG
Molecule: messenger RNA, 1746 nt
Organism: Opisthorchis viverrini
Lineage: Eukaryota; Metazoa; Platyhelminthes; Trematoda; Opisthorchiida; Opisthorchiidae
Exons: 5
Coding region: 298-1746 (482 amino acids)
Source: RefSeq, a predicted model, not a curated record